Aspergillus alliaceus is the source of this 1611-nucleotide messenger RNA. RefSeq names its product putative MFS multidrug transporter. Lineage: Eukaryota; Fungi; Ascomycota; Eurotiomycetes; Eurotiales; Aspergillaceae. Gene Ontology annotation, biological process: transmembrane transport. Gene Ontology annotation, molecular function: transmembrane transporter activity. The record is from RefSeq and is a predicted model, not a curated record. The transcript has 6 exons. The coding region runs from base 146 to 1504 and encodes 452 amino acids.
GUGGGUCUCGGAGUUGACUAAUGGGAAAUGUUUGGCGCUUCCCCCGAUAAAAGAAUUUAUACGCCUCCGCAUGCCUUUUUUUCUCCUCUAUCGCUGACUGUUCGUGGUUCUUCUCUACGACUUUUUCUGUAGUUGAGAUUGUACCAUGCAGUCCACCACCUCUCAGUGGGCUGGUUGGGGCCAAAAAUGGCGGUCUUCGUCUUUAUUCAUCGUCAGUGCGAUGGCGAUGGCCUUAUUCUCUGAUGUCUUCCUUUACGCUUUCAUUGUGCCGAUUCUUCCUUACAUUCUCGAAUCUCGCCUCGGCCUCGAUGUGUCCCUAACGCAGCGGAUGAGUUUCAUAUUACUGGCGGAAAGUGCGGUCGCAUCCCUCAUAUCCAGUCCAUUCAUCGGCCACUAUGCGGAUAAGAUGUCUUCGAAGAAGACCCUGCUCUUAGGAUCAUUAGCUACGGCGCUUGUGUCUACUAUUGUUCUCGCUGUAGCGACGACGACUUUCACCCUGUUCUUCGGUCGCGCAAUACAAUCAAUUGCAAGCUCGUUUAUCUGGACAGUAGGAUACGCAACAAUCGCGGAUAAUGUUAAACAGGAGAACCUCGGAAAGACCUACGGGGUGAUCUCCCUUGUCGUCGCUGCGGGCACGUCGGCGGGACCUAUGGCUGCUGGUAUACUAUUCGAGAUGGGUGGAUAUUGGCUCGCAUGGUCAAGCGCUUUUGCUAUUCUCGUUUUGGACAUUAUUCUCCGGGUAUUGAUGAUAGAGAAACCGAAGAGCCAUCCGGGUACACCGCGCCCCGGAUUCCAUGAUCCCGAGAACGAUCCCCUCUUGCCGAGCAAUGAUAGUGCGGUUGAGGAAAAGACCGGAUGGCACUUCUACAUGUAUCUUUUUCGGCAUCGCCAAUUCGUAUGCGGUGCUAUGAGUUAUUUUGUCUUCGCUAUAUUGAUUUCCAGCUUCGACACCACGAUCCCCCUUCAUGUUCGAGACGCAUUCAAUUGGGGGAGUAUGAUGUCAGGCAUAUUAUUUGCUGCUCUGCAAGGUCCCGGGAUUAUCAUGAGUCCACUUUGUGGUUGGUUGAAGGAUCGCUAUGGCACGCGGUGGCCAACCGUCGCGGGUUUCGCCCUCUUGACGCCGAUAAUGUGGGUUUUGGGUAUGCCUGGCGACGAUCGGUUUCCCUGGGCGAAUCGCGACAACAGAGGAGGGAUCAUUUAUGCGGCCGCUGUAACUGCGGUGGGGACAUUUUCGUGCUUCCUCAAUGGCGCAGGGACUAUUGAAGCUACAGUGACGGUCGAUGAGAUUGAAGCCCGUCAUCCUGGUAUUUUUGGCCCUAAUGGCGGGUAUUCGAGAGCGCUGUCUGUUUCGAGCAUGAGCUGGACAUUAGGAGCAUUCAUCGGCCCUAUAUUGUCCGGAUACCUAACGGAACAGGUCGGCUACUAUGAAAUGAACUGCACUAUAGCGGUGCUGUGCGCCAUUUCGGCUGUCAACGCAUUCUGGAACCUCAAAUCAAAGAGUUGAAGAAACGCUGAUUAUCGGUGAUCUGGUUGUACAUGAAAUUGGUGUUUUCUAUAAUAUCCUGCAGCAAAAGUGCAAUGAUACUUGGCUUAUACUAUACCAGCGUUAAU